GCCUGCGCACUUAGCCAGUCGCCGUGCCGACCCUGCGGACUUUCGCUUACCUUUCGGUCUUGGUGAAACUCUGGCACUGAGAUGCGUCCCUGUCUGUCGCUUGCCAGCUCCAGGCAUGGGAUAUUACAGUCCUGAACGCGGCUCGACCCCUGCAUACUCAUUGCUCGCGCAGGAGAUGAGGCUGAACACAUAGCUCACGUCUAGGGAAAGGUGAUGGUUCAAGGCCAAGAGAGUGGGCCAUGAACAGAAGAAAUUAGAAAGAGGCAAAGACUGUUGUAAAUGUCACCAUAGAUAAUUCUCCAACUGGAAGCCUACGUUUCUCUCAGAAAUGUGCAGAACUUAAGAAUGCCUUGGAGCGCAUCAGCGUGUGCCACCAAAGACUACGAUGGCUGAAAACAGCUUUAAAAUGCUGAAGAUCCAGCAGUGUGUAGCCAGCAAACUACCUAGGAACAGGCCUUAUAUUUGCAAUAUCUGCUUCAAGCACUUUGAAACACCGUCCAAGUUAGCUAGGCAUUAUCUGAUUCAUACCGGUCAAAAGCCAUUCGAAUGUGAUGCAUGUCAUAAAAACUUUAGACAGCUUGUUCAUCUGGAGAGGCACCAGUUAACUCACAAUCUGCCUUUUAGCUGUAAUAUUUGCCAGCGCCAUUUUAAAAAUCUGAAGACAUUUGUGAGGCAUCAACAGCUUCACAAUGAGUCCUGUCACAGUGAUAUUAAAGUCAGAAGACUGCUUGAGACCAAGCAAGAGAAGCCUGUGUAUGGUGCUUUUACUGCAGACGAGAGACGGGCACUACACCCAUGCUCUAAGUCUGAUCCCACGUACAGCACCACGGAGAGAAGAAAGAAUAUUCAUGCAUGUACAAUCUGUGGUAAAAUGUUUCCAUCGCAGUCAAAACUUGAUAGGCAUGCCCUUAUUCAUACUGGGCAGAGGCCUUUUAAAUGUGUCCUCUGCAGUAAAUCUUUCCGACAGUCAACCCACUUAAAAAUCCACCAACUCACACAUUCAGAAGAAAGACCUUUUCAAUGUUGUUUUUGUCAAAAAGGAUUUAAGAUUCAAAGCAAACUUCUGAAGCAUAAACAAAUCCACACUAGGAAUAAGACUUUUCAGAAUCUUCCUUUAAAAGUAAAGAGUCCUGAAUCAUGUCCCCUACCUAAUAAAUUAAAUGCAAAGCAGGACGCUUUUGAAAGUGGUGAUAUGGGUGAAUCUGAGGAGAAUAAUCCUCUUGAUGUCCACUCUAUUUAUAUUGUUCCUUUCCAGUGUUCAGAGUGUGAAGAAUGUUUUGAGUCAGAGCAGAUUCUCAAUGGACACAAGUGUCUUCCUGCCAGAGGUGGCAGAAUUCCAGGCAGACUCAAAAGAAGCUGUAACUAUAAGACCAUUGUUAAAAAGCUCUUGGCUAAACUUAAACGUGCUGGGGGUAAAAAAUCAGAUAACCUCCAAUCAGAGAAAAGAACAUUUAAAAGCAACUGCUUGAAAAAUUGCGAAUGUACUUCUGGUAAGGCGAACAUGGAACAAACUCAGAGAACAUUUGUGGGUUCUCUUAGCAGACAUGGGUCUUACAAGACAGUUAGCAAAAAGAAGAAAACACUGACUUUACCAUUUUCUUGGCAAAAGCAAUUCCAGAGCCAAAAUAUAGGUAAGAGUUUGCAAGGCAUCCUUAAGACGGGAAGCAUAUUAACUAUGGAUGGUUCAGUCAGUAAUAAAGACCUGUCAAUCUAUGGUUCAUCAGGUGAGGAAUACUUUAAUAACUGUGACAUGCUUCAGUGUGGUUUUUCAGAUUCAAGUGAAAAUAUACAUACUGGACAAAAAAUGUGUCCCUGUGAUAAAUGUGACAAAGUGUUUCCUUCUAUUUCUAAGCUACAAAGGCACUAUUUAAUUCAUACUGGACAGAGACCUUUCGGCUGUAAUGUUUGUGGAAAAUCUUUCAGACAGUCAGCUCACUUAAAAAGACAUAAACUAACUCAUAUUGAAAAGAUUCCUUAUAGUUCUUUUUGGCAAGUAGACUUUGGAAAUGUGAACAAACUUUUCAUUCAUCCUAAUGAUGAUGUUAGUUAUAGUGCUUCCCAACAGUGUGAGGGGCUUGGUUCCCAAAGGUAUGAGAGUUCAGAGUCCAAUCAGGUGUCAGAAACUGAAGUCAAGGAAGAAUCGGAGGAGUUUAUUCUUGGUGACCACUGUAGGAACAGGCAGUCUUACCUUGCCAACACACUUCUGGAAUCAGAGCAGAGCCGUCAUUGCUACACUUACUUAGGCCGUCCUGAAAGAAGUGACGGGCUCCUUUACCAGUGCAGUGUUUGUUGUAAACAUUUCCGAUCUCCAUCCAAACUAGAAAGACACUAUUUAAUUCAUGCGGGGCAGAAACCAUUUGAGUGCUCAGUCUGUGGCAAAACGUUCAGACAAGCUCCUCACUGGAAGAGACAUCAGCUCACUCACUUUAAGGAACGACCUCAGGAGAAAGUGGUUCUAAAUUCAACUGUAACAUAAAACCACUGAUGUGUUUAUGAUCUCUGCUGAUAU
Molecule: messenger RNA, 2509 nt
Organism: Rattus rattus (black rat)
Lineage: Eukaryota; Metazoa; Chordata; Mammalia; Rodentia; Muridae
Gene: Znf770
Product: zinc finger protein 770
Exons: 3
Coding region: 386-2476 (696 amino acids)
Biological process (GO): regulation of transcription by RNA polymerase II
Molecular function (GO): DNA-binding transcription factor activity; RNA polymerase II cis-regulatory region sequence-specific DNA binding
Source: RefSeq, a predicted model, not a curated record